AUGUUUGCCGCUGAGGAGGUUUCGUCGAUGGUGCUGGUGAAAAUGAAGGAAGUAGCUGAAAGUUAUUUGGGCAGGAUGGUGAGUGAAGCGGUUAUAACAGUUCCUGCUUACUUCAAUGACACUCAGCGUCAAGCAACGAAAGAUGCAGGUUCUAUAGCUGGUCCUAAUGUGCUGAGAAUCAUUAACGAACCAACAGCUGCCGCAAUUGCCUAUUGUUUAGACAAGAAGGUUGGUGGUGAGCGUAAUGUGUUGAAAUUUGAUUUGGGUGGAGGUACAUUUGAUGUGUUUCUGUUGACAAUUGAGGAUGGGAUAUUUGAAGUGAAGUCUACUGCUGGCGAUACGCACUUGGGGGGUGAAGAUUUUGGCAGUCGUAUGGUGAAUCACUUUAUACAGGAGUUCAAGCGGAAACACAAAAAAGAUAUCUGUGAAAAUAAGCGUGCAGUGCAUCGUCUGAGAACGGCGUGUGAACGUGCGAAGCGUACAUUAAGUUCAAGUUAG
Molecule: messenger RNA, 498 nt
Organism: Schistosoma turkestanicum
Lineage: Eukaryota; Metazoa; Platyhelminthes; Trematoda; Strigeidida; Schistosomatidae
Source: the annotation of a GenBank genome assembly